UAAAAAAUUAUCCACCGCUCACGUGUUCGGCUUGUACGAAGUUCCGUGAACGUAGCGUGAUGGUUGUGGUGCAGUAUCUCGAACUCUACUACAAUUGCACCAGCGCGGUCGCGAAUCUCGACGCUUUGACGCUCUUCGCGUGCGGCAUUCUCGCCGUGUUGAAGAUCGUGUGGUUCCGCGUGUACGCCGACAAUCUCACGUGCAAUUAUUCUUCCGCCAUGAGCGAUUAUCGCGCGAUGGACACCGAGGAGAAGCGCGUUAUCGUGCGAAAACACGCCUUCUUCGGGCGAAUAAUCAGCAUCAUCGCCCUGUUGAUCUCUUACGUCGAUUCGGCGGUGUUUAUCGUAGGACACGCGCAAGUGAGCAGCGAGGAGGCUCAUCUCAACAUAUCCGUCUGGGGCCAUCGAGCGGGAUACGCCGUUCCGUCAACGUGCACCUUGGCCCAUUUUAACAUCUCGACGGGUUUGUAUCUGAUCAUUUUCGCGCUGGAGUGCAUCUACCUCGUUAUUAUGUGCAUUAGCAAUCAUGGUAGCGAUGCUCUGUUCCUUCACAUUACGUUGCACGUUUGCGGCCAGUUGAAAAUUCUGAAGAUCCAGUUCAACAACUUCGACGUUGCGAGUCCGAAUGUUUACGAGCGUUUUAACGCGCUAAUCUUACGGCACGAUCAUUUGAUAAGAAUGGCCAGGAAACUCGCUGAUGCAAUUAGCUUUGUGCUGAUAGUGCAACUUUUUAUCAGCAGCGUGCUCAUAUGUAUAGUGGGAUUUCAAUUUAUUAUUGCGAUGACAACCGGCGAUUUUGGCAUGAUGUCGAAAAGUUUCAUGGUGCUUAGCGCUUUUCUGGCGCAGCUGACGGUAUACAGUUUCGUCGGUGAUUACUUGAAAUCGCAGAUGGAAGAAGUCGCUCUGUCCGUUUAUCAGUGCGACUGGUACAAUCUUCCCGCGAAGUUGGCGAGAAACAUGGUCUUCAUCAUGAUGUGGACUCAGCUCCCGAUCAAACUUCAAGCUGGAAAUUUUAUCGUGAUGGAUCUGGCGACCUACAUGAGCAUUCUGAAAACGUCUGCUUCGUACUUGUCCGUCCUUCGUGUAAUGGUGGAGACAUAAAACGCGCUCGAAGCAAUUAAACAAAAAUUUCUACCAAAUGGAUAUCU
This is a messenger RNA of Pseudomyrmex gracilis, 1147 nucleotides long. Its product is annotated as odorant receptor 13a-like. Gene Ontology annotation, molecular function: olfactory receptor activity; odorant binding. Lineage: Eukaryota; Metazoa; Arthropoda; Insecta; Hymenoptera; Formicidae. The coding region runs from base 60 to 1100 and encodes 346 amino acids. The transcript is spliced from 4 exons. Gene Ontology annotation, cellular component: plasma membrane. The record is from RefSeq and is a predicted model, not a curated record. Gene Ontology annotation, biological process: sensory perception of smell; detection of chemical stimulus involved in sensory perception of smell.